AUGCCGUGGUUCUCAAUUCUCCCUGAAAGUUUAGCGUUUGUCGAAGUGUGGGCUAGAAACACGUUUUUUGUACUGGGUAUACUGUGCAUAGGACCCUGGCUAUUGACUCUCCUCUUCGAUAUUAUUUUCUACCUUUUCCGCUUAAUACAUCAUGAAAUGCCUUAUUUUGGUGGGCGAGCAAGAGAUAGACCACGACCGCGUGCACCGAGCUUGAGCGAACGACCGAAUGGCCAAGGACGACCGAGAAUCUUAACAAUGCCCUCAGUGAAUGGGACAGUCAAUAUAGCAGGAAUAUUAGAGGAAACAGCUGAGGGAAUAAAGAAGGGAAUAGAGGAAGCAGCGCAACCACGAAAAGAUAGCGGCGCGAUAGUAGACGAUUGA
Molecule: messenger RNA, 381 nt
Organism: Botrytis fragariae
Lineage: Eukaryota; Fungi; Ascomycota; Leotiomycetes; Helotiales; Sclerotiniaceae
Exons: 2
Coding region: 1-381 (126 amino acids)
Source: RefSeq, a predicted model, not a curated record